Messenger RNA from Folsomia candida, 2277 nucleotides. It is a transcript of the gene Srp72, whose product is annotated as signal recognition particle subunit SRP72. Gene Ontology annotation, molecular function: protein binding; 7S RNA binding; ribosome binding. Gene Ontology annotation, biological process: SRP-dependent cotranslational protein targeting to membrane. The record is from RefSeq and is a predicted model, not a curated record. Gene Ontology annotation, cellular component: signal recognition particle, endoplasmic reticulum targeting. Bases 87 to 2060 code for a protein of 657 amino acids. The transcript has 10 exons. Lineage: Eukaryota; Metazoa; Arthropoda; Collembola; Entomobryomorpha; Isotomidae.
CGUUCCUCUCACUUGGCAUAAGAUUCACGUCCAGUCUGUUUUUUUUAAACAACAAACAUAUUAAAUUUAUUAAAUAUAAAUUUAAUAUGACCACCCCCACUGCUGCUCAGCAGAAAAAGGAGCAGGAAAAACAAGCGUUGUAUGUCGAAUUGCAAAAAUUUUGUCAAAGUCAAGAUGAUACAAGGGCGAUUAAAGUUGCGAGUAAAAUCCUUCAUCUCUUCCCGAAUGACGAGGUGGCCUUUAAAACCAAGAUUGUGUGUCACGUCAAUCGAGGUAUGUUUGCGGAAGCGUUGAGUUUAAUUAAUGAUACGUCUAAACUAUCUGGUUCCGUCCAAUAUGAAAAGGCCUACUGUUUGUACCGCCUUCAGCGAAUGGAGGAGGCGAAAAGUGUCCUCGAUUCGUGGCAGAGCAACAGUUUUAAAAAAGUCGAGCUCAUGUACCAGAUCCAUUAUCGGCUCGAUAACUUUGAGAGUGCCUACGACUCUUUGAGCGAUCUGCUCAAAACGUCCGAUGAUGAAAUGGAUGAUGAACGGAGGACAAAUCUGUCCGCGAUUGCGGCCUCGCUUAAACUUGCGGGCAGUUCCCGACGGGUCAAGGAUAUCCAAGGGGAUUCCUACGAAAUGUUGUACAACCAUGCAGUCGGGUUAAUUGGAGAGGGAAAGAUAGUAGAGGCUGAAAAAUUGCUUCAGCAAGCGGAAAACUUGGCGAAAGAAACGCUACAAGAGGAAGGUGCCAGCGAGGAAGAUAUGGUGGAUGAGUUGGCCUUAAUCGAGUGUCAACACGCCUACUGCAUACAGGUCUUAGGUCGUGUGAAGGAAGCGUUGGGAAUGUAUUCCAAAAUAUUGAAAGACAAACCCUCCGACAUCGGUUUGACGGCCGUCAUUUCCAACAACAUCUUAUGUGGGAACAAAGAUUGCAGCAUUUUUGAUUCUAAAAAACGACUUCGGGUGAUGACCAUGGACGAAGUUCUCCUUAAAAUGAACAACAUGCAGAGGAGGGACAUGCUUCUAAAUGAGUGUCUUUUUGACCUACAUAUUCAUCAUGCGGCGGAAACUGAAAGGUUAUGCGCCUUGGUGGAGACAAGGUAUCCAGAGUUAGCUGAGGACGUGUUAAUGAUAAGAUGCUGUUUGAAGACUUGGACGGAAAAUAUUAUCGUGGCGAGGAAAGAAUUUAUAGCUAAGCAAGUGAAGGGUUCCGAUUCUUGGCUAAAGAUUAGUCUAGGAUUAAUUCAAAUAGCGCUAGAAAAUGAUUAUACGGAGCCCGCAAUAAACUUUAUGAAGGAGCUUGGCGACCACUACUAUCGGCCUGGAAUUGUUAGUGCCAUCGUCACGCUGUAUCAUCAUCGUGGGAAAUUUGAUAAAGCUGGCCAGGUUUUAAAGGAAGCCCUUGAUUUUCAUAGGAAAUCUGGGGCCAAUAAUGUUAACCUGAAACUUAUAUGGAGACAUAGUGCCUCGUUCAUGAUGGCGCAAGGGGAUCACGAAGGAGCGGCUAGAAGCUUGGAAGAAUUGCGCAAAACGACAAAUGACAGCGACCCGCUUGUCCUUGCUCAAUUAAUUGUUGCUUAUUCUCAGAUUAACGUCGAAAAGGCUAAAUCUUUAAGUAAGCUGCUUCCACCCAUCGCCACUUCGAACGUGGACGGACAAGUGUUAGAAUCGCCGAAUUGGCUCGCGCAUGUGAAAAUGUUUAGAAAAGGCCUUAAGCCGGAUUCCGCCCCUACACCGGCAAAAUAUUUAUCCACGGAUGGCAAAGACAAGCCGAAAAAGUCUAAAUCUAAAAAGAAGAAGGCUAAAAUCCCCGCUAAUUUCGACCCAGAUAGACAACCGGAUCCAGAACGUUGGCUCUCGAAAUAUGAAAGGUCGGGAUAUCGUCCAAAAAAGACGAGAAAGGGUAGAGUCGAUGUGGGUAAAGGAACCCAAGGGGCAGAUUCCACGGCGUCAGCCAUUUACGACAUGACGAGUAAGGUUGGUGCAAAAGGACAAACUACUGCCGAUGAUAGCCCCGCCUCGUCUUCAUCCGCUUGGAAGAAAGACCAAAGCAAGAAAAAGAAACGUAAAAAGUAGAAAAAAUGUACAAACCGUACAAAUGUUUCUCAACUUUUUUUACGUAUCAUUUUCCUACAUCGUACAGUACGAUACGGGUUACGGUUACGGUUAUAUGAAAAAAUUCCCUAUUUUUAUGCCACAUUAGUUGUAAUUUCCCAUUUGUGACUUGUUUAUUGACAUUAUCAAGAAAAAAAAUCAAUAAUAAAUUCGCUUGUGAUACCUCAUUCAAUUAAAA